AUGGAUGAUAUACGCGGGAAGAAAGAAGAUGUCGAAAGCCCAGCCAAUAUACCUCGCCAGGUGGACGAAGGAGAUCUUAAACCGGCAGUGACCGAAGAUGCCGUCUUCGGGGUUAUUGAAGGGGACGGUCCGAAUUAUCGCAAUCUAGGAUGGGUAGGAACGUCAGUCCUUAUGAUGAAAACCCAGAUCGGCUUGGGUGUCCUCUCUAUCCCAUCUGCAUUUGAUACAUUGGGCCUGGUGCCUGGAGUGCUUUGCCUGGUCGCCAUAGCCAUUAUCAACAGCUGGUGUAGUUAUAUGGUCGGCAGCUUUAAGCUCAACCAUCGUGAAGUGUAUGGUAUUGACGACGCAGCUGGGCUCAUGUUCGGCCCCGUGGGACGUGAGAUUCUCGGAGCCGGAUUCAUCCUUUGUAAGUUAGCCAUCUGUGCGAGCUCUAAAAAUAAUACUGACGGAUGA
This is a messenger RNA of Aspergillus caelatus, 453 nucleotides long. RefSeq lists its product as uncharacterized. Gene Ontology annotation, molecular function: amino acid transmembrane transporter activity. NCBI's taxonomy places the organism in Eukaryota, Fungi, Ascomycota, Eurotiomycetes, Eurotiales, Aspergillaceae. Gene Ontology annotation, cellular component: vacuolar membrane. The record is from RefSeq and is a predicted model, not a curated record. The transcript is spliced from 2 exons. Bases 1 to 453 code for a protein of 150 amino acids. Gene Ontology annotation, biological process: amino acid transmembrane transport.